AUGGGCGUGAGCUUACCUAAAGAAAGAGGAGAAUUUGCCAUACUGUUUGGUCUUGCUAAAAUAAGGAAUGAUGUUUCGCUAUACUUAAAGACAAAGAGGGUGCGGAUGCCUCUAAAGAAAGAGAUUGGACAGGUGAGCGAGCAGAUUGGACAGGUGAGCGAUCAGAUUGGACAGGUGAGCGAUCAGAUUGGACAGGUGAGCGAGCAGAUUGGACAGGUGAGCGAGCAGAUUGGACAGGUUAGCGAUCAGAUUGGACAGGUGAGCGAGCAGAUUGGACAGGUUAGCGAUCAGAUUGGACAGGUGAGCGAGCAGAUUGGACAGGUUAGCGAUCAGAUUGGACAGGUUAGCGAGCAGAUUGGACAGGUUAGCGAUCAGAUUGGACAGGGGAGCGAGCAGAUUGGACAGGUGAGCGAUCAGAUUGGACAGGUGAGCGAUCAGAUUGGACAGGUGAGCGAUCAGAUUGGACAGGUGAGCUAUCAGAUUGGACAGGUGAGCGAGCAGAUUGGACAGGUGAGCGAUCAGAUUGGACAGGUGAGCGAGCAGAUUGGACAGGUGAGCGAGCAGAUUGGACAGGUUAGCGAUCAGAUUGGACAGGUGAGCGAGCAGAUUGGACAGGUUAGCGAUCAGAUUGGACAGGGGAGCGAGCAGAUUGGACAGGUGAGCGAUCAGAUUGGACAGGUGAGCGAUCAGAUUGGACAGGUGAGCUAUCAGAUUGGACAGGUGAGCGAGCAGAUUGGACAGGUGAGCGAUCAGAUUGGACAGGUGAGCGAUCAGAUUGGACAGGUGAGCGAUCAGAUUGGACAGGUGAGCGAUCAGAUUGGACAGAAAUAUGUUCUGUCCCGGUCGCAGGUCGUGACAGACAGCAGGAUGUCCCUGAGCAGGGUGUUCUCUCACCGUGUUGUGACCAAUCACCCCCGGCAACAAAAUCUCGACUCAAGGCCUUCCUGGGGUCCGAUGGUGGGACAGACUCCUUCACAAGACCGUGAUGAAGUGGAUGAGGACUUUCUGGAUGAAGUUGAACAGUUAGGACAAAAGAAAAGAAUACAUGACAAGAGACAAGAGGGACGAGAGAUUGUGUGGUUAGAUGAGACAUGGGUGAAUGCAAACCAUAGUGGCAACAUCCAGAAGCAGUCAACAACAGGAUUCAGAUUCCAUUGGGGAAAGCUGCAGAGAACCGAACAACAGAUGCCCCACCUCUACAUCAAGGAAGGGAGAUAUGGUGCAAUGGUUGGCAUUGAAUAUCCCCCAAAGGCAACAAAGAAGUCUCAUUCCUUCUCUUUUCUUGAACUUGAAGGUCUAGAUUGGCAAGGAAGAACGUCAGAGCCAAACUGGGAUUUUGGGAAACUCAAGUUUCAUGACUUCAAGAUCUGGUAUAGAAGAAGGAAGAACAAACACUGGGAGCUGCCAGUGUUCAAGUCAUACAUUAAAACUAUGGAAAGUAACUUUGGAUCUGGAAUUGGCACUUUCUUCGUGUUCACUCGAUGGGUGAUAUUAUUGAAUGUUGCUCUGGCCGUAGUGUGGAUGGGAUUAGUUGUCCUGCCUACUGCUGUGGCCUUCAACUACGCAGCCAUAAACAGUUCUUUCUCUUACGCCAACCUGCUUGAUGGACAGGGUCCAGUCGGAGAGUCGUGGGUGUUCUUCUGUGCCUACUCUCCCCAGCUGGGGGUCGGGGACCUGCAGAUAUCAAGACACAUCCAGUCCUACCACACAGGCCUCGCCUACCUCUCCAUGAUCAUCAUCACAUACUUCGGCAGUCUUUUGUUUAUACUCAGAAGCAUGGCCAGUGGAAUGCAGCCAAGCCAGUCGGAGUCUGUGAGGGCCAGGUUUUGCUUUUCACUGCUCACAUUCACCUCAUGGGACCACAGUAUAAGCUCGCAAGAAGCCUCAGUCAACCUGUCCAAGGGCAUUGCUAGCAGCUUGAAGGAUAACUUGUAUGGUGCUAAGGCUGCCGAUUUGACCUGAAAAUUGACUCGGAGAGAGAAAUGCAAAGUUUAUGCUAGGCGAAUGAUAGCUUGGUUUAUUACACUGGUGUUAGUGGGAGCUGGUUGUACAGGGAUCGUCUACCUUGUCAUCUUUGUCAACUUCGUCUCUGACUUUCACAUCAUCAUCAAUGGUGUCAGCGUGGAGCAGUAUCUGCCUGGCUUCCAGACCUACAUUACUCCCAUCUCAUUCAGCCUCAUCAACAUGAUUGUACCGCUCUGUCUCAAUCAGCUACCAAAGAUGGAGCAGUAUGCAAGUGGAAGGAUUGAACUGAAUGUUACCCUUUUGAGAAUCUUCACCCUAAGAAUGGCCAAUCUUUUUGCCCUCAUUGUCUCCUUGUAUAACAUGGUAAAUUCACAAAACAAGAAUGAGCCUGGUAAGGCCAGCAGCAUCCAUUGUACAGGGACUGUGAUUGGUCAGGAGAUGUACAAGCUUGUCAUUAUGGACACAAUAAUUCAUACACUUGCCAAUGUACUGCUGCAGUUCAUUGGAUACUGCUGGACUAUGAAAAAAUCUGAGUUUAACAUCUCUUCAUCUGUCCUGGUGCUCAUCUACAGACAGGCUCUUAUCUGGAUUGGUACUCUGGCUUGUCCCGUCCUGCCUCUGAUCGGGACUCUGUCCGACCUGGUCUUCUUCUUCCUCAUGUAUGGCAUUAUUAAGCACACCGGCAUGCCGCCAAUCAAGCGCUGGGCACAGUCUCGCAACACCAUCUUCUUCAUGACCUUUCUCCUCCUUUCACUGCUCUGUAUCAUUGUUCCUGUUGCCAUUGUCAUUGGAAGUCCAACAUUAGAUCUGGGCAGGACUCACAACGCCACAGUACGCUUUGGACCAUUUAGCACUGGUAUCAUGCCAACAUCAGCAUACAACGACUUCGUUGCUAGUUUAGAUGUGGAGUGGCUGAAAAGUGUUUUCACAUGGUGCCUCUCGGACACAGUGGUGAUACCCCUUUUCUUCAUACUUCUGACGCUGCUGGUGUACCAGCGUAAUCGCAUCAGCGGGGAGGCGAGGCUCGGAGUCAUCCUACAGGCAGAGUUACAACAGGAAAGAGAAGAUAACAAGAACUUGAUGAAGAAAAUACAAAGUAUGAAAGUGUAUUUGUAAUGAAAUGCUUA
Molecule: messenger RNA, 3092 nt
Organism: Haliotis rubra (blacklip abalone)
Lineage: Eukaryota; Metazoa; Mollusca; Gastropoda; Lepetellida; Haliotidae
Product: transmembrane channel-like protein 7
Biological process (GO): signal transduction
Cellular component (GO): plasma membrane
Molecular function (GO): mechanosensitive monoatomic ion channel activity
Source: RefSeq, a predicted model, not a curated record